Messenger RNA from Aureobasidium pullulans EXF-150, 1578 nucleotides. RefSeq names its product general substrate transporter. The transcript is spliced from 2 exons. Gene Ontology annotation, biological process: transmembrane transport; carbohydrate transport. Lineage: Eukaryota; Fungi; Ascomycota; Dothideomycetes; Dothideales; Saccotheciaceae. Gene Ontology annotation, cellular component: membrane. The coding region runs from base 13 to 1578 and encodes 521 amino acids. The record is from RefSeq and is a predicted model, not a curated record. Gene Ontology annotation, molecular function: carbohydrate:proton symporter activity.
CACUCCAUCACAAUGGCUCCUACUACGGUGGAGCGCGUUGAGUCGCCUGUCACCGUCAGGGCCUACCUGAUGUGUGCAUUCGCUGCCUUUGCCGGUAUCCUCUUCGGUUACGAUUCUGGUUACAUCAACGGUGUCAUGGGCACUGAGGUCUUCAAGCAGGAGUUUGGAAAGUACACUGGUGUCACUGAUGCCAACACCCGUGGCUACAGCAUCGCCCCCGGCACUCAAUCACUCAUCAUCUCCAUUCUCUCUGCCGGUACCUUCUUCGGUGCCCUCUUCUCUGGUGCCCUUGCCGACUGGAUUGGUCGCAGAACCACCAUCAUCCUCGGAUGCGGUGUCUUCUCCGUCGGUGUCAUCCUCCAGGUCGCUUCUACCUCAGUCCCUCUCAUCGUCGUCGGUCGUCUGAUCGCUGGUGUUGGUGUCGGUUUCGUCUCUGCCAUCAACAUUCUGUACAUGUCCGAGGUCGCUCCCCGCAAGGUCCGCGGUGCCAUCGUCUCAUGCUACCAGUUCGCCAUCACCAUCGGUCUCAUGCUUGCCUCGAUCGUCACCUACGCUUGCCGCAACUACUCCAACACCGGUGCCUACCGCAUUCCUAUCGCCAUUCAGUUCGCCUGGGCCAUCAUCCUCUCCGUCGGUCUCUUCUUGCUCCCCGAGUCUCCUCGUUACUACGUCAAGAAGCAGCAGCUCGACAGAGCCGCCAAGGCUCUCGGCCGUGUUCGUGGCCAGCCUUCCGACAGCGCCUACAUUGUUGAUGAGCUCGCCGAGAUCCAGGCCAACUUCGAGUACGAAAUGUCUGUUGGUACUGUCAGCUGGCUCGGUAUGUUCUCUGGUGGCAUCACCAACCGCAACUCCAACAUCCGCAAGGUCUUCAUCGGUGUCCUUCUCCAGAUGAUGCAGCAGUGGACCGGUGUCAACUUCAUCUUCUACUUCUCGACCUCUUUCUUCACCUCCAUCGGUAUCCAGAACGCCUUCCUGAUCUCCAUGAUCACCACCAUCGUCAACGUCUGCUCAACUCCCCUGUCCUUCUGGACCAUUGAGCGCUUCGGUCGUCGCCCCCUCCUGAUCUACGGUGCCAUCGGCAUGUGCAUCUGCGAGUGGAUCGUCGGUAUCACUGGUACCGCUGAUGCCGGUUCCCGUGCAUCCCAGAUUGUCCUGAUUCUCUUCACCUGUAUCUACAUCUUCUUCUUCGCUUCUACCUGGGGUCCUACAGCUUGGGUUUCGAUCGGAGAGAUCUUCCCUCUGCCCAUCCGUUCCAAGGGUGUCGCCAUGUCUACUGCCUCUAACUGGUUCUGGAACUGCAUCAUUGCCGUUAUCACUCCUUACCUUGUUGGUGAAGAGGAGGCCAACCUCGGACCUAAGGUCUUCUUCCUCUGGGGUUCCACCUGCGCCGUUUGCAUCGUUUUCGCCUACUUCUUCGUCCCCGAGACCAAGGGUCUGUCUCUCGAGCAGGUCGACAAGAUGAUGGAGGAGGUCUCUGCUCGCAAGUCUGCUGGCUGGGUUCCCCAUGACACCUUCGCCCAGGAGAUGGGCAAGGACUCUUCCGCCAUCGAGGAGAUCGUCCACGAGUCCAAGGUUUAA